This is a messenger RNA of Pediculus humanus corporis (human body louse), 1398 nucleotides long. RefSeq lists its product as uncharacterized. The record is from RefSeq and is a predicted model, not a curated record. The transcript has 5 exons. The coding region runs from base 1 to 1398 and encodes 465 amino acids. NCBI's taxonomy places the organism in Eukaryota, Metazoa, Arthropoda, Insecta, Psocodea, Pediculidae.
AUGAAUCAAACAAAUUCUAUAAUUAAAUCGAAAACUUCAUCAGUUUUACCAUCGGAAAAUGAAAUGUCACUUCAAAUGUCACCAUUUAAAAUAAACGUUGAUAAAAAUAUUAUAACGAAAACUCCAUAUAAAUUGGGAAGAGAACCAUUAUUGAAACACGUACCGUUAAAAGAUAUCAAAUUCGAUUCUCCGAGACCCCCAAAUUUAUAUCCGACGUUGAAAUGCCCAGAAGCAAAACCUAAACCCGAAGGAUUAUAUUAUUUACCGCAAAAUCCAAAUUGGACGGGUUUAACGGACUCUUCACCCUAUAAAAUCCCUCCAAAACCUGAAUUUCACACUUUUAAAGAUAUUUUACCGGAAAGGCCAAAAGCUCAACAUUAUGGAACAGAAACGUUAAAAAAUUUAAAAUCCCAAUUUUUGGAUAACGAUGAACAAUUGGAAAAUGAAUUUGUUGAUAAUAAAUUUGAUGAACCUGUUAUAUUAAAAGUUGAAUUACCACCGGCAUUAAGAGCCAAAGUCAUGCUAAAAAAUAUUACAACGAAUUACAAACCGAAUUCACAAAUAUUUGACGUGAAUAUGGAUAAAGAAAAACGUCUGAUUGAAUUACACAAAUCCAUUUUUAUCGGAAAUGAAUAUUUAAUGGAAAAAACUCCGGAUUUGAUAAGCAUACACGAAGAUUGUACUCAAAUGCAAGAUUUGUUGGAAAAAAUUAAUUUAAUGUUACACGUCGCCAUUUGCAAAACGAAAUUAUCGAUACCCCCCACGUUUCUUAGCAAAAGUAAUAAUGCGGAUAAUGUGAAACCGUGCAAAAAUGAAAAUUGUCCUCUCACCUGGGAUUUGAACGGAGUGUAUUAUUUCAAAGAAGUUUGCCCUCCGGAUUAUUUGAACGUGCCCUCGGUAAGAGAUUGGCAAAUGUCACCAUUUUCAAACGAGAGAUACGAUUUAGAUGAAAUACAAAAAGCCGAAAGAAAAGGAGUCAAAGGUAAACAAGAAUUGGAAGAAUUGAAAAAAAAAUACGGUUUGAUACCCGCGACGGAGCCUUGUACGAAACCUAAUCCGCCUGAAGACGUGCAAAAUGAAAACCCGGAUAAAAUGAGAAAAAGAUGCACGAGCGAAUAUCAAUAUCAACCCUACGGUCCUCCCCUUUUAUCAACCCUUUCGUACAACCGUCCAGAUUUAAAUCAGCCAAGAUUAUAUAAUUAUCUCGGUCCUUCUUAUUUUGUGGGACCGGGAGUGAAGACUCCCAUACCUCGAAUGUGUUCGAUAAUACCAUGCAGUGGAUUAGAAUACAGGACGAGAAUUCUAUCGGAUAUUUACGUACCUUACGGUCCGUACGAAGAAGUCAGAUUAACCCAAGAUCAAUACGUACCAUUGGGACCAUCACCAUACAGAUUGUAA